CGGGCUACCUGCGAGACAUGACCAAUCGAUCGAUGAUGCCAGCCUUUUAAUACUACUACACCCGUAGCGGAGGAGGUCACUCGUCUUGAAGAAGAAGCAAUGGCCACUUCCGUGAAGUUGAGUACUGGUGCACAAAUGCCCAUUGUUGGGUUGGGGACCUGGAAAUCUCCUCCUGGAAAAGUGUCAGAGGCAGUGAAAGCAGCCAUCUCUGCGGGAUACAGACACAUCGAUGGGGCAUAUGUUUACCAGAACGAGGUUGAGGUCGGCGAAGGGAUAGCGGCAGCAAUCAAGGAUGGAGUGGUCAAGCGGGAGGAUCUUUUCAUUGUUAGCAAGCUUUGGUGCACUUUCCAUGACAAGUCCAUGGUGAGACAAGGUUGUGAGAAAACACUGAGUGACCUAAAACUGGACUAUCUGGACUUGUAUCUGAUGCACUGGCCGAUGGGAUUAAAGGCUGGUAGCGACCUUUUUCCGACGGACAGCGCCGGUGACUCGAUUUCUGAUAAUUCAGACUUCCUGGAUACAUGGGAGGGAAUGGAGGAGCUGGUGGAUUUCGGGUUGGUCAAAGCGAUCGGGAUCUCCAAUUUCAACCAGGAUCAGAUCGAACGGAUCCUGAACAAACCGGGCCUUAAAUACAAGCCUGCUACCAACCAGGUGGAAUGCCACCCCUUCCUGACCCAAGAUAAGCUGAUCAGCUACUGUCACUCCAAGGGCAUCUCUGUGACUGCCUACAGCCCCCUCGGCUCCCCUGAUAGACCCUGGGCUAAGCCAGAUGACCCAUCCCUUUUGGAACAUCCCGACAUCAAGGCGAUUGCUGAUAAGUACAAGAAGACACCUGCUCAGGUCCUGAUCCGCUUCCACAUCGAGCGGAAUGUGAUUGUGAUUCCCAAGUCGAUCACACCUCACCGUAUCCAGGAGAAUUUUCAGGUGUUUGACUUCAAACUAAAUGAAGAUGACAUGAAGACCAUCUUAGGAUUCAAUCGCAACUGGAGAGUCUGCCCCUUUCUCAUCAACAAGAAGCACAAGGACUACCCUUUCCAAGGUGAAUUCUGACCCGGUUGCUGGGAUGUCCUAUUCAAGGCGAGCCGCUUUAUUGUAGCACAAACACAUUACUGUUACACGUGGCCUUAAAAAAGCUGCCUUCCAUGACCUAUUUUCAACCCCAAAGAUUCACAGAAACAAUUAAUUCUAGUUUGAGUCUUUUUUGUGUUAAAAAUAAAUAAAUAGAAGCACUCCUAUUUUUGUAAUCAGUUUUUGAUGAUCGGUUUUAUCUCGGACAUAAGAAAGGACUAAAUAAAUGCUAGCACUUGCCAUUGGUAUGAAAUCACUUUUUUUUGCCUCUCUCAUGUGCCAAAGUGGCCCAAUCUGUGAUUUUAAUAACCAAGACCAAUCAACUAAAUGUAAAUAGAAAAGCAAAAUUCGGAAAAAUUGCUCUUAAUUGUGAGCAUGCUACAAUAAAAUCAGUAUAAGAAAGAUGCAAAAUGUGUGUAAUCAUUUUUGGGGAAAAAUGUGUUUAUUGAAGGAUGCAUCACAACACCAGGAAUUGAUAUAUUCAUUUCACAUAUAGACGUAGUAUAUUUAAUACUGACCCACAUUGUGCAGCAAAACGGCUAUGAUACAAUUAAAUAAACUUUAUGAAUCUAUAAAAGUGGAUGACCCAGUGGCGUGCGUUAGUAUUCAGCAUUCAGUGGAUAGUCUUUGUGUUUUGAGGCCCUGUUGAGAAAAUGAAAAUAAGGCAAGUUAAGAUAUCAUUGCUGACUGAGGUUCCUCUGUAUCUGAUUUGUGGCCAUUUUGACCUGAUAUCUGCUCACCAUAACAUUGGGAAACCUCUCCAAUUCUUGUUUAAACUCAGGAGGCUCUUCAUGUCCUCCUCAUUCAGCUCAAAGUCAAACACCUAAAUAAGAGAAGAUGAAGUUUAAAAAGCAGAAAAUGUGACUCCUUCCUUUUUAAUGUAGUUCAAAUCUGUCCUAAAUGUCCUUACAUCAUCUCCAUGAGUCAUUGAUCGCACUGAUGGGAGUGUAAUCAAUGUUCUGCACCCCGAGCCACAAAUUCAUUUCAGCACCACAAAUGUCCUUCGGGGCUGCAUGUUCUCAUAGUCCUUGUACUGUGACCAAACUAUUUACACACUGCGUUGUUUAGUAGGUGACGGCGUAGUAAUUGAAUUAAUGUGAAAAGUGUUGAUUUUAGAAUACAAAACAUUUAGAAUGCAUAGCAACAAACAAGUAAGUUUGAAGAGUGUUAGAUAUUGAAGAUUUUAUUUAUAUCGAUGUUCCAAUCCAUUUGACUUUUACGCCAUUCUGACAGACAGGCGCCAUCUGAUACCACAUCAGAAAGUGGAAAAUGAAUUGCCAGGUCGAUGAUGUCCCUAACAUUCUGCAUACAGUUCAUAAAGAGCAACAGAAGGUGGGGGAAAAAAAGGAGCAGUCAGUGAAGGUGGUCACCAUGUUGCCCUUACGUUGCGUCACCGUCCUGCAGUGCUGCUUGGCCGCCGAGCCCUGGAACCUGUUCUCAGUCCUGUGCGCAUUAAAGGAGAACAUUUUCUCCAAGUCUUCAAACAUGUCGUCAAACAGUCCGCCUCUGAAAGGCCUCCUCUGCUGCUGUUCGUUCCCAGGAGCAUCUCGGAAGAACCUCUUCUGGUGUGCUUGAUGGUGGUGGGAGUGGACGUGUUGAUGUUGCUGCUGCUGACCAAAAAGGUCAAAGUCUUUGAAGAUGUCGUCAAAGUUGAAUGACUGGUAGUGUUGUCGGAAGUUGUAGCUGCCCCCGCCACUGCCGUGUCCUGUCUGGCCGUGGCCAAACUGGUCGUACUCUUGCCGCCUCUUGUCAUCCGAUAACGUCUCGUAUGCUGUCAAGGAAAGACGUCAGAGUAUAAUUACAUGCACACACUGGUGGUGGUAUUCUAUAUCUGUAGACACAACUGGGGUAGAACCGCGUUGACACACAACAGGGAGUAACAACCAGGAAUGACCAAAAACUCACCCUCGGCUAUUUCUCUGAACCUGGCCUCCGCGUCCGGGCCCUUGUUCCGGUCAGGGUGGUACUUUAAAGCGAGCUUAUGGAAAGCCUUCUUGAUUUGGCGCUCCGAUGCGUCCUUGGGCACCCCCAGGAUGUCAUAGUAGUCUCUUUUCGCCAGGAUGAACUCCGAGAUGAGAAGAAUGUGAAGAGCAAGUAGUAACACACACUGUACUGUGGCCAUGGCUGCCUUGUUGGGGGGGCUUCUUUUAUUGGUGGCUGUUGGACGUUGAAAGAUUUGUUAGUGAUACGUCACAUUCAACCAAUCCAGGGUGUACCCCGACUCUCAUUCCCCCGCGACAAUUAUGAGGAUUAGCGACAUAGAAAAUCCAAUAAAUCUCUGCUAAAAGAUUACAAAAACAAGUAUAGCUAACUUAAUGACGUGUACAAGCGCAAGACAAGUUAAGCUGAAAAGUGAGAACAUUUAUCCACGCUACAGUCUACACUGCUUCCUAACAGUAUUUGUUUGCAAUAACCUGUGAUAUAAAUGAUGGAAAGUUAACCAUUACAUUACCUCGCAAAAGGAGCGAUGGUGGUGCGGCUGACAGGUCCAGCUGAUGCGAAACCACAAGCUAACCUUUUGUUGACGAAAUGCAUUCCUGAGCGGAGAACCACGACUCGCAAUGCCAUUGGUCGGCAGUGACUCACUGCCCUGUGAUUGGUUGAAACAGACCACGUUGGCGCUGAGGAACCUAGACAAAUGCUUCGCUGGCUUUCAGGUUCGCCUCUCACUCGAUGUAAACCUUUAUUCUACAAGUACAUGCGUAGAUUUUCCUUUUAACUUGGUAAUAUGAUUUUUGUCAAGAUUCUAACUAAUAUGUUUAUAACCCUCACAGUAUGUACGUAUGACGUGUACGUUUUGCUCUGGUGUCGUUUGUAAACGUAACAAGUGACGUCACAUCCGUCUUACUUCCAACCCGGAAGUUAGGACAUUCGUCACCCAGUCGUCAGUACUGUCAACGUUUUUAUGGCGUAUCACUCCUGUUAUGCCGAGUUACUGCACCGUUAAGGUGUGCAGGAACCGCAGGGCAGCUACAUCCAGACAAGACAACAAGAAAUUCAGCUUCGACCGUAAGCACACAGUCGUCGUGUUUAUUAUGUAGCAUAAACGGACGCUCAAAGACGAACUUCCUGUUUUCAUUGGAUGUAAAACGGAUGUGUGCGUGAUUAAUAAAAUGCUUACAUUUA
Messenger RNA from Doryrhamphus excisus (bluestripe pipefish), 4194 nucleotides. RefSeq names its product aldo-keto reductase family 1 member B1-like. Lineage: Eukaryota; Metazoa; Chordata; Actinopteri; Syngnathiformes; Syngnathidae. Gene Ontology annotation, molecular function: oxidoreductase activity. The record is from RefSeq and is a predicted model, not a curated record.